AUGGAACCUGAGGAGGAGGAGGAGGAAGAGGAGGAGGAGGAAGAGGAGAUGGGUAAAGGCUCCGUCCCUGCUCUGGGUUCCUCUCAGUCUCUGGACGGAAGCUACUUCUCCCCCAGCUUGGUGACGGACUGGUUCUGGGGGGUCGUCAGCGAGGCCGUGGAGGAGCUGAGGCGCAGCCCCCAGCGAGGCAUCCCGACCCCUGAGCGACUGGAGAGGAACGGCCCCCUGACCACCAUCGUCCUUCAGGCCGGUUCCAGCCGGGUUCUGUACGACCUCCUGCCCGUGGUGUCGUUCCGGGGCUGGCCCGCGGUGGCCCAGGGCUGGCUGACCGCCAACCACUUCUGGGACGGGAAGAUCACGGAGGAGGAGGCCAUCUCCGGGUUCUACCUGCUGCCCUGCUGCUCCCCCCUGGGGGGCCGGCCCGACAGGGAGUGGAGGCUGGUGUUCUCCCGCAGCGAGGUGCAGCUGAAGAAGUGCAUCCCCCUCCCCAUGGCUCAGGCCUUCCAAGCAGCCAAGGCCGUGCUGGCCCGGAUCCUGGCCCGGCCCCGUGCGGGCCUCAGCCUCUACCACCUGCGCACCCUCCUCUUCUGGGCCUGUGACAGACUCCCGCUCGCCUACUUGUCCUGCCCCGACCCGGACACGCCGGGCCGCCUCCUCCUGGGUCUGCUGGACGACCUGGCUCAUUGCAUCCUGGGUAAAAACUGCCCCAACUACUUCCUGCCGCAGUGCAACAUGCUGGAGCACCUGACCGACAGCCAGGCGCUGCUCGUCGCCAGGAAGCUCGCGCACGUGCGCUCGGACCCCGGCGAGCACCUGCGGGCGGCCGUGGAUCAGGCCCGGCAGGCGGGCCAGCUAAAGGAGCUAACGGCUAACUCCAACGGCUCGCCCGGGCACCCCCCGGCCAACGGCAUCAUCUCGCCCUCGGAGGACCGUCUGGCCCAGCGGCUGCAGCAGCUGGUCACCGAGAACCCCGGCAAGUCCAUAUCGGUCUUCCUCAACCCGGACGACGUCAGCAGGCCGCACUUCCGCAUCGACGACAAGUUCUACUGAGGCCCGCCGGGACGUGAGCUCGUCUUA
Molecule: messenger RNA, 1077 nt
Organism: Nematolebias whitei (Rio pearlfish)
Lineage: Eukaryota; Metazoa; Chordata; Actinopteri; Cyprinodontiformes; Rivulidae
Gene: tmem102
Product: transmembrane protein 102
Exons: 5
Coding region: 1-1050 (349 amino acids)
Source: RefSeq, a predicted model, not a curated record